AUGCUGGCCGAGUUCCCGUACCUGCCGGAGGAACUCGUCGACAACAUUCUAGUUCGCAUCCGGCCGGAUGAUCCCGCCGGCCUUGCCAAGGCUUGCCUUGGCAGCAAAUACUGGUGCCGGCACAUCUGCAGCGACAAGUUCCUCAGCCGCAACCGCAAGUUGCAUCCGACAGCUGCGUCGCUUGGCUUCCUGGUAGCCACCGAGGCGCGGAGAAAGUCCACCAUCUUCGUCCCCACCUCCACCUUCCAUCUGGAGCCUAGUUCCAUCCCGCGCCGGUACAGGGUCCUCGACGUAUGCCACGGCCGCGUCCUCUUCUACACCAUCUCCAAGGACGGCGAGUCCUCCCUCUUCGUCUGGGACCCCAUCACGAAGGAGGAGCAUGCAGUACGCAUGCCACUGGACGAUCCGGUGGAGGAAGAGUGGAACGCAGCUCUGCUCUGUGGUGAUGACCGCUGCGACGAGCUUAGGUGCCAUGACCACGAGUCCAUGGUGGUUCUCGUGGGCACCUACCAGGAGAAGAUGGUAACCUUCGGCGGCCUCUACUCAAGGGAGCUAGGUAAAUGGAACCAUGGGGACGACGAUGACGACAUGGAGGAUAAACCAGCAGAAAUUGAGCAUCAAGAUGCCGUCGUGGACACGGGGCCUAGCGUUGUCUUGGAUGGUAAGGCCUAUUUUCCUUGCAAGCUGGGAAGAAAGAUCGUUGAGUACGACUAUGGUGCCGACGAAAUCGACUUGGUUGAUGCUCCUAUGUUUGCCUACCGGCGGAUCCCGACUACCAUGCUAAUGACGGCCAGAGACGGCGUCCUUGGAUUCGCAUGCGUGACCCGGUCUAAGCUCAAUCUGUGGUCGAGGGAGGCCACCGGUCCCGGUGGAGCUUUGGCAUGGGAGCUGUACAAAGUCUUGGACCUCACCAAGAUGUCCGGGAUUCCUCGCCUUAUUGGCUCCAAUGAUGAUUUCAUUUGGGCCAAGACAGGUGCCGAGGUACAUGCUGUUAACCGCGAGUCGGGCGAGUUUGCAACGGUGUCCAAAAUUACUAAGAUCAUCAAAGCCAUCCCCUACGCGGCCUUCUGGACUCCAUCUUGCAGGAGCAUCGGUCCGAUGGUCACACCGCCAUGAGGAGGACACCAUGAUCAAUCAGUUUAACAGAGGCUGAUGCUGCUUCAAGGGCAAAACUUCGCUGAUGCUUCCGACUGUGAUCAUGUUCUUUACUUCGACGAGUGAAAUAAUCGCUGCCUAGUUUAGUUUUAUUUCGAUAUCCUGAACAAUUGGUUGUCUCUUUUUAAUUUCUAUAAGAGGCAUGUAGCCUCAAAUUUGUGUGUUUGGUUUACAACAUUUCCGUGUCGUACUUUGUCUAAUGCAUGCUUUAUUUCGUGUUUUA
Lolium rigidum is the source of this 1378-nucleotide messenger RNA. RefSeq lists its product as uncharacterized. The transcript has 2 exons. The record is from RefSeq and is a predicted model, not a curated record. The coding region runs from base 1 to 1116 and encodes 371 amino acids. Gene Ontology annotation, molecular function: protein binding. NCBI's taxonomy places the organism in Eukaryota, Viridiplantae, Streptophyta, Magnoliopsida, Poales, Poaceae.